Messenger RNA from Varanus komodoensis (Komodo dragon), 1194 nucleotides. RefSeq names its product dual specificity phosphatase 26 (gene DUSP26). NCBI's taxonomy places the organism in Eukaryota, Metazoa, Chordata, Lepidosauria, Squamata, Varanidae. The coding region runs from base 233 to 829 and encodes 198 amino acids. The transcript is spliced from 4 exons. Gene Ontology annotation, biological process: negative regulation of MAPK cascade; protein dephosphorylation. The record is from RefSeq and is a predicted model, not a curated record. Gene Ontology annotation, molecular function: MAP kinase phosphatase activity; protein tyrosine/serine/threonine phosphatase activity. Gene Ontology annotation, cellular component: cytoplasm.
CCCUCCUUCGCCAGCCGAGCGUCAGCAGCAGCGGCGGCGGCGGAGAGGAAUGGGAGGGAAGGCGAUGGCGGCGCAGAUCUGACAGAAACCUCCUCUCCUAGAGGGGGAAAAUCACAGCCUUGAGAAAGCUUAGAAACCGACCGUGGGUGGUGGUCACAGCAGACAUUUUGUCCCGGCCUCUGCCCAGCCCCCUCAAGAGGACCGGGAUGCGACAGGGGGCUGUGCAUCACCCAUGGCCUUCAUGUCCCGGUUCUCCCGGAAUACAUCUUCCCAGGCUCCAGUCCGGAAGAUUCAUGAUGACACCAUCAGCCACCCCAUCCUCAGCGUCUUUGAGCUAGAGAGGCUACUGUACACAGGCAAGACUGCCUGCAACCAUGCUGACGAAGUCUGGCCGGGACUCUACCUGGGAGAUCAAGAUAUAGCAGCCAACCGUCGUGAGCUGGCACGCUUGAACAUCACCCAUAUCCUCAAUGCUUCCCAUAGCAAGUGGCGGGGAGGCGCUGAUUACUACGAGGGCACGGGCAUCUGCUACCUGGGCAUUGAGGCACACGAUUCACCCACCUUCGACAUGAGCCCCUACUUUCAGCCUGCAGCUGACUUCAUCCAUAAAGCGUUGAGCAGGAGUUCAGGGAGGAUCCUCGUCCAUUGUGCUGUGGGGGUGAGCAGAUCAGCCACCCUGGUCCUCGCCUACCUCAUGAUUUACCACCACUUGACCUUGGUGGAGGCCAUAAAGACCGUGAAGGAUCACCGGGGCAUCAUCCCCAACCGGGGUUUCCUGCGCCAGUUGGCCACCCUGGACAACUCCCUCAGGUUGAAGCAGAAGCCAUGAGUGGAGGGCUGGUGCAUUUAUGGGCCAUCUUUCAUGUUCUGGUAUCCCUGAGUUUCCACCACUCCUGCCCUGCAGAGGUCCAGCUGUAAUGCUCCAAAUGCCUACAACACCUCAUGUUCUCAAAGUUAGCUCCAAGUGUCACCUGGAGGUAAGCAAACUUCAGAGUAGAAGAGGGGCUCUUUUUCCCUCCAUCCAUCCUUACUGGCUUUCAGAAGCCAUAAAACUGGAUUCUCCUAGAUGGCAAAUCCCAACAUUAAGCUGAGGGAGCCUUAGGCUGCCUCACUGCCCUUAGAGUCAUGUUAUGUGGCCUAUGGUGUCCUAUUUGCUUGUAUUUGAGCAGUAAAAAUAAAGUCCUGUGGAAAUGA